Molecule: messenger RNA, 941 nt
Organism: Medioppia subpectinata
Lineage: Eukaryota; Metazoa; Arthropoda; Arachnida; Sarcoptiformes; Oppiidae
Source: the annotation of a GenBank genome assembly
AUACUACAUUAAAUGCUGAUAAUGUGAGUUCGCUGGUUGGUUACUUAGGCGACAGACACAAUCGGCCGAUGAUGAUUAUGAUUGGUGAGCUGAUACUGGCCCUGUCCUGCGCUAUAAACGCCGCCCCGUACUUCAUAUACGGCGCCGGCACACACCUAUUGCACGAUGAUAACCUACUUUCAACCACGAGCCUUAUAAAUAGCACCAAACAGUACGAAAUGUGUACCUCGGUCAAUAGUACGCUGAAUAAUUUGGAUGAAUGUACGCCUGGUUCACACUCAACCAUAUGGCCGGCGGUAAUUACCCUGAUAAUUGGAAGCGCUUUCCGUGGCAUUGGCUACACUACCUAUUGGGUAAUCGGUGUGCCAUUUUUAGACGAUAGUGUGACCAAGGACAGUUCACCAGUUUACAUGUCCUUGGCUAAUAACCCGGGCAUCGGUCGCCGUGAUCCCAGAUUUAUAGGCGCAUGGUGGGUUGGCUUUUUAAUGAUCGGGGUGGCCCUAUUCCUGGUCAGUUUACCCAUGUGUUUGUUUCCCACACAACUUAAAUCGGCAUCAGUUAAAGUGAAUCGCAAAAGCCGUGGCAACGGAUUUAAAGCCAUGUGGCCAGUGUUCAAGCGAUUGGUCAAAAACGCGGUGUUUAUGUUUCACACGUUUGGCGGUGUAUUUCGGUACAUGGGUUUGGCCGGGUAUACCAUUAGCCAGACCAAGUACGUACGGGCGCAAUUUCAUUUGUCCAGCUCCCGGGCCAGUCUGGUCACUGGUGUGACGUCCAUAUUCCCGCUGGUGUUCGGUAUAGUGUUGGGCGGGUAUGGUAUCAAAUGGUUCAAACCCCGGCCCCUAACACUAGUCCUGUUAAUGUUUGCCGUCGAGUGGUUCGCAAACGGCGGUAUAUUUACCGCGAUGUUUAUGGACUGCCCGGCCGUACAGCUCCCGACCCAA